GUGGAAAAUGUUCGGUUACUUGAUCGUUUAUCUUCAAGAAAAGCUGCAGUGGGAACCUUGUAUUUAACAGCUACCCAUGUCAUAUUUGUGGAGAAUGGUUCUGAAACUCGUAAAGAAACCUGGGUUCUUCACAGCCAAAUUUCCUCUGUUGAGAAGCAGGCCACCACUGCCACUGGUUGCCUGUUGCUCAUCCGCUGCAAGAACUUCCAGGUCAUCCAGCUGGUCAUCCCUCAGGAACGAGACUGCCAUGAUGUUUACAUAUCUCUGAUACGUCUGGCACGACCAGUUAAAUACGAAGAGCUGUAUUGUUUCUCAUUCAAUCCAAAAUUAGAUAAAGAAGAACGAGAACAAGGCUGGAAGCUUGUGGACCUCAAUGAAGAAUAUAAUCGGAUGGGUAUUCCAAACAACUGUUGGCAGAUUAGUGAUGUAAACAGAGACUACGGAGUCUGUGACUCCUAUCCUACAGAAGUGUAUGUACCAAAGUCUGCGACUGCACACAUCAUAGUGGGAAGCUCUAAAUUUCGGAGCCGAAGGCGUUUCCCAGCUCUUUCCUACUACUGCAAGGAUAACAAUGCAUCCAUAUGUAGAAGCAGCCAGCCUUUAUCUGGCUUUAGUGCUCGAUGCCUUGAGGAUGAACAGAUGCUCCAGGCCAUUAGAAAAGCGAAUCCAGGAAGUGAUUUCCUAUACGUUGUUGACACUCGUCCCAAACUCAACGCCAUGGCAAACAGAGCAACAGGGAAGGGAUAUGAAAAUGAAGACAACUACUCCAACAUCAAGUUCCAAUUUAUAGGCAUUGAGAACAUCCAUGUCAUGAGAAAUAGUCUGCAGAAAAUGCUUGAAGUUUGUGAGCUGAAAUCACCUUCAAUGAGUGACUUUCUGUGGGGCCUAGAAAAUUCUGGCUGGCUGAAGCAUAUCAAAGCCAUUAUGGAUGCUGGCAUUUUUAUUGCAAAGGCUGUGGCUGAGGAAGGUGUGAGUGUGCUUGUUCACUGCUCUGAUGGCUGGGAUAGGACAGCCCAGGUUUGCUCUGUAGCAAGCCUUCUAUUGGAUCCAUAUUACAGAACUAUGAAGGGAUUCAUGGUGUUAAUUGAAAAAGAUUGGGUUUCCUUUGGUCACAAAUUUAACCACAGGUAUGGCAAUUUAGAUGGAGAUCCGAAGGAGAUAUCCCCUGUUAUUGACCAGUUCAUCGAGUGUGUUUGGCAGUUAAUGGAACAGUUUCCUUGUGCCUUUGAAUUCAAUGAGAGAUUCCUCAUCCACAUACAGCAUCACAUCUAUUCUUGCCAGUUUGGGAAUUUCCUGUGUAACAGCCAGAAGGAGAGACGAGAGCUGAAAAUCCAAGAACGAACGUAUUCCUUGUGGGCUCACAUGUGGAAAAAUCGUGCAGAUUACCUGAAUCCUUUGUACAGAUCAGACCACAGUCAAACUCAAGGAACCCUGCACCCACAGAUGGCUCCAUGCAACUUCUUGUACAAGUUCUGGAGUGGUAUGUACAACCGCUUUGAAAAGGGGCUGCAUCCUCGACAGUCAGUUACUGAUUAUCUGAUGGCAGUGAAGGAAGAAACUCAGCAGCUGGAAGAAGAGCUGGAGGUCUUAGGAGAGAGAUUGGCAAAUCUUCAGAAAUCACAAUUAAAUGAUAAUAAAGUAAAGAGUAAGCAACAAGACCGAAGCAAACAGUUUGGGCUUUCUACUUCCAACAACAGCUUAGCUAACACUCCCCAGGAGUACAGCAAUGAUCUGAAAUCAUUCCCAUCCCGGAGCCCUUCACAGGAGGACGAAGAUUCAGCCCUGAUUUUGACACAGGACAACCUGAAAAGCUCUGAUCCUGACCUCUCAGCUAACAGUGAUCAGGAGUCUGGUGUGGAGGACUUAAGCUGUAGAUCCCCAAGUGGGGGUGGCUGCUUGCCUAGUGAAGAUAGUGGCAAGGACUCAGAUGAGGCUGUAUUUCUGGCAGUCUGA
Messenger RNA from Pterocles gutturalis (yellow-throated sandgrouse), 1953 nucleotides. It is a transcript of the gene MTMR7, whose product is annotated as myotubularin related protein 7. Gene Ontology annotation, molecular function: phosphatidylinositol phosphate phosphatase activity. Gene Ontology annotation, biological process: phosphatidylinositol dephosphorylation. NCBI's taxonomy places the organism in Eukaryota, Metazoa, Chordata, Aves, Pterocliformes, Pteroclidae. The record is from RefSeq and is a predicted model, not a curated record. The transcript is spliced from 13 exons. The annotation marks the transcript as partial.